Orbicella faveolata is the source of this 3183-nucleotide messenger RNA. Its product is annotated as NAD-dependent protein deacetylase sirtuin-7-like. The record is from RefSeq and is a predicted model, not a curated record. NCBI's taxonomy places the organism in Eukaryota, Metazoa, Cnidaria, Anthozoa, Scleractinia, Merulinidae. Gene Ontology annotation, molecular function: NAD+ binding; histone H3K18 deacetylase activity, NAD-dependent. Gene Ontology annotation, cellular component: chromatin; nucleus.
AUUUAUUUACUGCUGUUUGCUUGCGGUUAGCAUUUAUUUGCUGCUGUUUGCUUGUGGUUAGCAUUUAAGGGGUGAAGGGGAAGGCGCCUACCACGAAUUAUAUGCAAGCGAAAAAAACAGUGUACCAUCACACAUACCCUGUCGCGCAGGUUCGCCCCCAGAUCUUUUCCCUCCUCGAAGAGUGAGAAUUAUUGGGUACAAACUUAUCAAUGUUUAUACGAAACCAAGAUGGCUGCCGUGGGCUUCCGUGAGAAGAGGAAGUUGGCACAAAAAGCCGACAUUUUUGUUAAAUUUGAGGCAAAGGAGCGAUAUAAUAGCAUUAGACAGAUUUUGAAAAAGGAUCCUUCAUUAAGAAAUGACGAAGAGCUGCAAAUGAUGGCUAAUUCGCAAGAAAUAGUCCAAGAAAUAGAGAAGCGAUCUUUGCGACAAGAACUAGCUAAGCGCCGAGUUGAAGAGGUGCUUGAUCCGCCUGAUGUGUUGGAUGAAAAGACAACUGAACUGGCUCAAGCAAUAGUGAAGGCCAAAUGCCUGGUUGUUUACACUGGUGCUGGAGUUAGCACGGCGGCCUCGAUUCCUGACUAUAGAGGCCCUGAUGGAGUGUGGACUCGCCUGUCUCGAGGAGAAAAACUAGGUUCAUAUAAUUUGGCUGAUGCUGAUCCAACUUUAACUCACAUGAGCAUCACAAAGCUUUAUCAGGAAAGACUGGUCAAGCAUGUUGUGUCACAGAAUUGUGAUGGACUUCAUGUCAGAAGUGGUCUUCCACCAGAGGCAUUGUCAGAGGUCCAUGGGAACAUGUUUGUUGAGGUCUGCACAGAGUGCGAAGAAAAUGACAAGAUCUACUAUCGCCUGUUUGAUGUAACGGAAAACACAAGACUGAGAAGACAUCAAACAAAUCGUUAUUGCCACGAAUGCAGUUCACAGUUAAGAGAUACCAUAGUUCAUUUUGGUGAAAAGGGUAACCUGAGAUGGCCAUUAAACUGGGAGGGAGCUUUGGAGACAGCAAAAAUUGCAGAUUGUAUUCUUUGUUUAGGAUCAAGCUUAAAGGUGUUGAAGAGAUAUCAUGCUUUAUGGGGGAUGAAUAGAGUGAAGACCAGAAGACCCAACUUGUAUAUUGUUAACCUUCAGUGGACACCAAAGGAUGAUCUUGCAGCUUUGAAGAUUAGUGGUCGCUGUGAUGAUGUUAUGAAAAGAGUGAUGGACAAACUGAAUCUUGCCAUUCCAGAGUACAAAAGAAGCAAAGAUUCUCUUUUUACACUAGCGACGACACUAAGGCCUCAUGAAUUGGACACUUUUAGUACCAAAUACUUAACCAUGUCUGGACCACAGUGCCCUGUGGCCCAAUCUCCUGAUAACGGGAGGAAUGAAUAUCUGGUAGUGGAGGAUAGUAACUGUAACAACAGUGAGGAAAGUAAUUCAUACAGCUGCAAAACGGAGAAUGGUGCUCGUUCAAGUCCGAAACGUCCAGGUUGGUUUGGUAAAGGUUACGCGAAAGCAAAGAAACCGAGCAAGAAAAGAAGACUAAGAUGAUGACUACCCACGGUUCAACCGGCAACAGACUUCAACUAAUAAUAUUAUAUAUUGUUACGAAAGUACUGAGGGGUGUAACCAAGAGCAACCUUUACAGAGUAGCUGCAAUUCGUCAGCGUUGGAGGAAAAUAUUGAAAUAUGCCACUUAAUUUUGCUCUCUUAUUGUGUUAGUUAUUGGCUAUGAGAGUAUAAUGGACAUACAUGAUUGAACCAGUACUGGAUUCAUGAAUGCCCCUUCGGUAACGCUUAUUAAUUAUGCAAAGAAAUGCGCCGAAGGAAACUUCAACAAUACAUCAGGCUUAAUUGGUCGAACCAUCCAUGGUUUGUAUCUUUGCUUGACUGGGUCUCGGCAAGAUACAAACCAUGGCUUGACCAAACUCGCCAGAUAUGCCGCCGAAGCCUAUCUAAAUGGUACGUUAGGUGUAACAACUAUAUCUCCAGUGAUGACCUUGAAAAACAAUUCUGUUCAAAAUAGGUGUGGCAGGUAUUAGCGUAUCAACAAGGUACGAUUAAGUAUUGACCAACCUAUCCAUUUCUAACAAAAAUCCAGCCAUAUCGGGUCAGUGGCUUGAUAUCGCAUGAUAGUGGAGACAAGGCUUUUGAUUGGCUGAUUGUGAAUUCUUUAAAUAAUUGAAGCUGUAACAAAAAAGAAAAUCUGCUUUGAGAGCAUACUGUUUCGAACCUGUUUGAAAAUUGAGUGAUUGUUGUCAAGAGAUUGACAUUGUAAGUUAGUGGUUUGACGCAAACUAAUUUUCAGAUGUUACUUUGAAGGCGUAACGGCUGGUGCUUAUGGCCCCGUCAACUCCAAGCCCGCUCAUCCCCCCUGUUCUCAAUAAAUAAGCCACACCGUAAAUGCCGGAAUAGCAACCGGAAAGUCUAGACGUGCGAGACGGGCGCGCUUAUUUUUGUACUCAAAGUUUGGUCUCAAUAGGACAUUGUCUUCACUUCAGGUUAACACAAAACUUUAAUGCAAAGUUUGGGAAAUAUCCUGUUGUAGAAACACAUAGUUGAGUGUGCGAUACACAUUAACACUUCACUUCAAGGCCCUGACGUCCACUUCAAUUUCUUUAUCGUUCUUCAGUAUUCGUGGUGUCUUGGGGGAUGGAGCGGACGGGGUGCUUGCCUGGGGGCACUUAUUUGAAGCUGGGUGCAUUAUCAGUGUGGUUUUCAAAGACUCCUCAAAACUCUUCCCAUUGGAAGAUACUGGUCGAGGCGUGAAGGCGUGAAAGCCGAAACCCUAGGAACUUGUGCAAAUAAUGCACAACGGUAAAUGUAGCACAUCUUUAACGGCUCAACGGGAAAACGAACUACCUUUUGCGAAAUUCCGCGGUUUCUUCCUGAAAGUUUUCAGUGAACUGAACUGGAAAGUCGUGUUGCUUUUACAUUCCAACCGAAAUUACAGGAGGAGUGUUGUGAACGGAAAACAACUAUGGUGUCUAAAAUAAGUUCUUUUUAGUAUGUGGGGGUAAUAAAGAUGCGCCGAGAGUAUAUACUGACCAAACAGUGCCAUAAAUAUAUACUAUGUAUAUGGACUGAGAGAAAGAAACUACAGCUGGUCUAAUGCACUGCCCCCACCCAACCGCCCAUAUAGAUCGUUUUCACUGUCACGCAAUAAAAAAAGAAAUCGAAAACCAUCCAGUGGAAAAAGCUAUGAAA